Messenger RNA from Rhodofomes roseus, 1056 nucleotides. RefSeq lists its product as uncharacterized. Lineage: Eukaryota; Fungi; Basidiomycota; Agaricomycetes; Polyporales; Fomitopsidaceae. The record is from RefSeq and is a predicted model, not a curated record. Bases 1 to 1056 code for a protein of 351 amino acids. The transcript is spliced from 5 exons.
AUGUCUAGAUUCCAGCAGGAGGCUACAGCUGUCAUAGGCACCAUGGAGGGCCCCGGAGGCAUUUCUCCCAUGGAGUGGUCGCUCAUGUACGCCAAUCAUCACCGGUUCUCUUUUGUGGACGAACAAAUGGAGCACCAGUAUUCAGAGGGCUGUGAGUACUGCCGCCGCAAGCUGUUUACUUGCGCAUCGGAAGCAGCAACAGCCCCGGAUCAGCUGUCGCGAGGUGUCCUUCAUGAAGGAACCGUCUACGAGGCCCCAUGUGUCAGGCGCAGCCAGUGGUUGGCGCCUCACUUUCAUUGUUAUCCUACCUCCGAGUGUCAUCAGCCGGUCACAGUCAAUGUCGAUACGUUCCCCGAGAUGGUGGCAACCGCCACUCCAGCCCAGGGUCCAGUCCCCAUGUCAGAGGCCCAGAUGCCGGCGGUGCACACUAAUUGGAGCAUCAGUGCGUCCAGGGAAUAUGAACAGCCACAAUUUGGCUUGUCCAUGACUCAGCAGGUUGCACCCGUGAUGCCACAGUGGCGGCAAACGUUGCAUCUACAUCCGGCUGCUUACGACUUCGUUAUCGAACCGGAGCAUAACGCACAGUAUGUCGGCGAUCCGAGACCCAUCAUGCCCCAAUUGAACGAGGCUGCAAUGCCUACUGGUGGCCCGCCAGCAGGCACGCCCGCAUUCGUGGAAGAGGAAGAGGAUCCGCUCGCCGUGACGGAUUGGGCAAGUCUCCGCUACACCAAGCAAUGGCGAAACUCAGCGGCCACUUGCUUCGGCUAUACCGUAUACUACAAGCAAUCUGGCUCAAGGGACAUCGCGGGGCCACCAGCUUCUUUGGGCGCCGAUGUUGCCGAUAUCUUCGUGUACCAUCACACAGGCAGGCGGCAGUUCCAACACUGGGUUUGUAAGGCUGUAGACCCCUGUGUGUGGGUACCGAUAAAGGACGGUCAGCCCCAUCCGUUUUCGAAGGACCGUUUUUUAUCCACCAAGGUACCGCGCGACCCAAGUUGGGUCACUAAGUCGACGAUCGCUGCGUACAAUAGCCGGAAGAAGAAGGACAACGCUUGA